CGCGGCGUCGAGAGGGGCAGGGGCGGGGAGAAGCGAGAGCGGGUGCGCCCCGCCCCACUCCCGGUUCCCACCGGCACCGGAAGGACUCCCGCUGCACCUCCGCCGCUCCCUCCUCCCUCCCGUGAAAAGCGAGGCUCGAGAGGCUUAACAAAGGCGAGCGGAGGCGGAGGAGGCAGGGUCCGAAGGACGGCGGGGCGGGCUGGAUCCCGUGCCUUGAGUCCAUUCUGUAUUCGCACCGCGCGAUAACACGCGAGUCCAGCGUUGUGGCGGCGCCCACGCGGCUCUAGGCGGGGCCCCUUCCGCGCUCCCGGCCCAGAGUAGUCUCGGCUGUUAGUCAGAAAACCUGAUUGCUUUACCCUGGGAAAUAGGAUCCCUGACGAAUACACCUGCUAGCAGGGAACAGAGGAUGUUAUGGAGCUGCUUGAAGAAGAUCUCACUUGCCCAAUCUGUUGCAGUCUGUUUGAUGAUCCCCGAGUUUUGCCUUGCUCACACAACUUUUGCAAAAAAUGUUUAGAAGGGAUCUUAGAGGGGAAUGUGCGGAAUUCAUUGUGGAGAUCAUCUCCAUUCAAGUGCCCCACAUGUCGUAAAGAAACUUCGACUACUGGAGUCAACAGCCUACAGGUUAAUUAUUCCUUGAAGGGCAUUGUGGAAAAGUAUAAUAAAAUCAAGAUCUCUCCCAAAAUGCCAGUGUGCAAAGGACACUUGGGGCAGCCUCUCAACAUUUUCUGCCUGACUGAUAUGCAGCUGAUUUGUGGAAUCUGUGCUACACGUGGUGACCAUACUAAGCAUGUCUUCUGUUCUAUUGAAGAUGCCUAUGCUCAGGAAAGGGAUGCUUUUGAGUCCCUUUUUCAGAGCUUUGAGACUUGGCGUCGGGGAGAUGCUCUUUCUCGCUUGGAUACCUUGGAAACUAGCAAGAGAAAAUCUCUACAGUUACUGACUAAAGAUUCAGAUAAAGUGAAGGAGUUUUUUGAGAAAUUACAACACACACUGGAUCAAAAGAAGAAUGAAAUCCUGUCUGACUUUGAGACCAUGAAACUUGCAGUUAUGCAAGCUUAUGACCCAGAAAUCAACAAACUCAACACUAUUUUGCAGGAGCAACGAAUGGCCUUUAACAUUGCUGAAGCUUUCAAAGAUGUGUCAGAACCCAUCAUAUUUUUGCAACAGAUGCAGGAGUUCAGGGAAAAAAUAAAAGUAAUCAAGGAGACUCCACUACCUCCUUCUAAUUUGCCCACAAGCCCUUUAAUGAAGAACUUUGAUACCAGUCAGUGGGAAGAUAUAAAACUAGUAGAUGUGGAUAAACUUUCUUUGCCUCAAGACACUGGCACAUUCAUUAGUAAGAUUCCUUGGAACUUUUAUCAGUUUUUUGUGGUAAUAGUUCUGCUUAGCUUUUUCAUAUUCUUCAUUCCUACUGUAUUUCUAGAAUGGUCUCCAUUUGAUGAACUCAAAAUUUGGAAAGACUACCUUUCAAAAUUGAGUUUCUAUCUGACUAACUCGGCUGACUUUGUAGAGCAGUCUAGAUUUUACUGGAAACAAGUGACAAAUGAGUUUUUCAUUUUCAGUGAAAAAUUCAAGAAUUUCACUCUGGUGGUAUUGAACAAUGUAGCUGAGUUUGUGUGCAAAUAUAAACUGGUGUAAAAUCUGUCAAGUAUAUAGUUUUUUUUUUGUUAGAUAACAGAGUGGUAGUUGAGAUUUGGUCUAAGAUUCUAGCCAGAUAUUUUCCUACAAAAGUACUCCUUUAAUAAAUAAUGUCCUAUUCCAUGUUGAAAUUGGGAAAAAUAAAGUGAAAGAUAAUGUGAAAUUUAAUAGUACAGACUUGGAGUCAUUUUAAAAUAAGCAUCCUAUCCCAUUAUUGUGUUUAUGUUAUAAUAAAUAUAGGAGGUGAGAAAGUACAUAAUCUAAAAUUGUAUUGAUGUAGUGUAAAUUCAUUUAAGUUGUAAUAAAGAUUACUUUGUAAAGCA
Erinaceus europaeus (western European hedgehog) is the source of this 1958-nucleotide messenger RNA. RefSeq names its product tripartite motif containing 13 (gene TRIM13). The coding region runs from base 412 to 1635 and encodes 407 amino acids. Gene Ontology annotation, biological process: positive regulation of canonical NF-kappaB signal transduction; positive regulation of macroautophagy; innate immune response. Gene Ontology annotation, molecular function: zinc ion binding. The record is from RefSeq and is a predicted model, not a curated record. Lineage: Eukaryota; Metazoa; Chordata; Mammalia; Eulipotyphla; Erinaceidae. The transcript has 3 exons.